CUGCUGAAGGUAAACAUAUGGACGAAGCAGCGAUUUGCGGUAAAAAUAUGAAAACUGUGUUCGAGCGGCGCGGAUUAAAGCGACGAAAAUGUCCGGACAGAAGAGAAGAUAUAACGUACGCUUCCCUGCUAGGCGCAUCAGAAAAAUCAUGCAGAAGGACGCUGAGGUGGGCCGGAUGGCGAUGGCAGUUCCUGUAAUCAUAUCUCGGGCCUUGGAGAUAUUCCUGAAGUCUCUGCUGACCAAAACCUGCGUGAUUACAGAGUCCAAGCUCAGCGCUGUUGUGUCUGUGGCUCACAUGAAGCAAUGCAUAGAGUCAGAAAAGCUCUUCCAUUUUCUCAAAGACUUGGUAGCACAAACCACGCCUACAAGCCAGAAGGACAACAGAAGCAUGAGUAUGUGGCCUUUAUACAGGAACAAACAGCAUGAAGUUUCUGUUAAAAAACCACCUGAAGUGGAGGAAAUGGCUCCGCAAGGUAGCCUCGACUCACUUGACAACGACUCGAGUGCCAGCGAGUCGGAGCUCUACAUCUGCUUAUGACUGUGCAACCAGCGGAAGCCGCUGUGAAGUCACAGCAGCGCCUCAUUUCAUUAUGUCUCCUUACAUUUGUCUUUUGUCUCUGCUGUCCUGGAUUUUGGUCACAAAUAAGUGAGGCUAAGUAAUCGCAAUACUUCAGCUGACGUCUACGUACAAGUUGUUUCGUUAGCUCAAGUCCAGCUUUUGGGUAAAUAAAGAGUUCCUUUUCUUGGGAGGAUAAGGGAUCUUUGUUUGGAGCAGAUAUAUUUUAGGAUCACUUGAAUCUUUUGUGGAAGUUUGCACUGAGUUGUAGAUUUUUUUUUUUCCUUCUUCUUGCUGAUUAGGAAAUUGUGUUUGUAGAGCAGUACAUGCUUGAAUAAUGAUGCUAUUUAGAUUACAAUAUUGAGUUUUGAGAUUAUUCUGGAACACUUUUAGACAGUGUGCAGCUCUUUUUUUUUUUUAACUGUAUUUUGAAGAUGUAUAUUCUUUGAUACAAAUUAGAUGCUUUCAGUGUAUUACUUUAUUUUUUGCUUGUUUUUGUUUUCCGGUAGGAUGUGCAGCAAUCUUUAAAACCAAACUAAGUGCUUAUUUUAAGAAAUAGUGGCCUUUGUGGUGUCUAUUUUUAGAGCACUUGUAAAUUAAAAGUUUUAAAGAUUUUUGCAUAUAUGAAAAUAAAUAACUUAUGUAAAUAAAUAAUUGGAAUCUCCAGAUAGUUCGGAUGUAAAGAAGUUGAAUAAAAACAAGUCGCAAGCAUAUAGG
Maylandia zebra (zebra mbuna) is the source of this 1273-nucleotide messenger RNA. Its product is annotated as dr1-associated corepressor. Gene Ontology annotation, biological process: transcription by RNA polymerase II. The record is from RefSeq and is a predicted model, not a curated record. Lineage: Eukaryota; Metazoa; Chordata; Actinopteri; Cichliformes; Cichlidae. Gene Ontology annotation, cellular component: nucleus; negative cofactor 2 complex. Gene Ontology annotation, molecular function: protein heterodimerization activity; RNA polymerase II general transcription initiation factor activity; core promoter sequence-specific DNA binding.